AUGAUUGACAGCUACUCAAUUAGUUCGCCGCCUUGACUCCACCUCCUCUUGCUGUGUAAUUUGUACAGUUGCUGAUUCUCUUUUUUUUCUCCGCCUUUUUAUUUUAAGUUCCUUUUAGCUGUUUUCUUUUUCACAACAAAUUAGGCAAACAGAACAAUAAAAAUCAUCAACAACAGAACAAAAUGGAACAAAUACACAAAAACGAAACAAAAACAAAAAAGUAAGUUUCGCAAAGUCAUCUGACAGUUGAAAAAUUAAAAAAAAAAAAGAAAGAAAGAAAGAAAGAAAGAAAAGUAGAAGACGAAAAGAAUAACUGGAAAACAAAAUAUUCUCUUCAGAAAAAAGUCAACAGGCAUUGCUAUUUGGCACCAUUAACAGUUCUGGUGGUGUCUUAGAACUGUCAGCCAAAACUGGUGAACGGUCAAUUUCCAAAAGCUUAUGAAGCAUCAUCCAUACAUAUGUAUACGCACACUCUUUAAGUUUAAUUAUAUUUCUAUACAUAUAUAAAUCUUUCAGUGAAUUCUUCAAGCUUUGAUUGGUUCUGACAGCAUCUAAUUGUGAUAACACGAAAAAAAAAAAAAACUAUAGAAGAAAAAGGAAGAAAAAAUUCGUUUGGUUUUUGAAGCAACUAGGACAACUAUGGGUGCCUCAAUCUGCAAAUCGAAAGUUGGCUGGCUUUUGAUAAUACUCCAAGUAAUCUUUAUUAUAUUGUUUGCUACCACUGUUGAGUAUACGAACACCGCAAACAGUAAAAAGCCCAAGGAUACCCAGCACACUGAUGUCUCAACAUAUUAUGCAAUGUUUCAAGAUGUCCACGUCAUGAUAUUUGUUGGCUUCGGCUUUCUAAUGACUUUUCUGAAGAGAUACGGUUAUGGCAGUGUCGGCUACAAUUUCCUGAUUGCCGCCUUCAUAUUGCAAUGGUCUACGCUGGUAGGAGGUUAUCUGCACGGCAAAGGAAAGACGAUUCACGUGGAUAUAUUGAGAUUACAGUAUAAGCUUCUAAGUAAUUACGAGAAACUCCAGGCUAAUUUCAACAAUGGCGAAGAAAACGCUACUGAAUCAGCAGGAUGGCGAGAUGACAUGAAAUUUUUAUUUCAUUUGACCAAAGGCUUUCGUUUCUUUGAAGAAACCGGCAAUUUUUCUACUACGGUUGAUGUUGGUGGAUCCAUGUUUGUCCAUGCUUUUGGUGCCUACUUUGGAUUGGCUGCCAGCCGCGUUUUAUAUAACCCAGAAAUUGAAGACUCGAAAAAGGAAGGAGCUGUGUACCAUUCUGACGUUUUCGCAAUGAUCGGUACUCUCUUCCUCUGGCUGUUUUGGCCCAGUUUCAACAGUGCUCUGGCCUUAGGAGAUGACCGUGAGAGGGCUUUGAUCAACACAUACUAUGCUCUAGCGGCCUGCUGUGUAGUUAGCUUUGCUGUGUCAUCCUUACUGGACAAGAAAAGUAGACUGGACAUGGUUCAUAUCCAGAACGCUACUCUAGCUGGUGGAGUCGCCGUGGGUACCUCUGCAGAUUUGAUGAUCCAACCUUAUGGUGCAAUAAUUAUAGGUUCAGUUGCUGGCUUGGUCUCUACUUUUGGCUACAAAUAUAUAACACCGUUUUUGUCAUCCAAGUUGAAAACUCAUGAUACGUGUGGCGUGAACAAUCUACACGGCAUGCCUGCUCUUAUUGCAGGUAUUGCUGGUGCAGUCGCUGCAGCAACUGCAACAGAAGACACUUAUGGACUCAGUCUCUAUGAACAUUUUCCGCUCCGUCGUCCUGCAAGCAACGACACAGAGUUUAUUCGAAAUGGAAGUGACUUGUCGGUAGAACUAGGAGCUGGAAGAAGUGCCAUUGAACAAGGAGGAUUUCAGAUGCUAGCUCUUGUUAUUACCCUGGCUAUUGCUGUCGUUGGGGGAGCUCUAACAGGUGCCAUCUUGAAAUUUGUGCCUGUUCUGGAUCAACCACAUAAAGAUAACAUAUUUGACGACAAGAAAUACUGGCACAUACCUGUAGACGAGGAAUCCAUGCAGAAUGGAAACACUGAUAAUGCUACGUUUAUCCAAGUUUCAGCAUAACAUGCUGUCAUGGAACGAAUUGGAUUACAUGGCUAUUUACAAGGAAAAUCGUUUGCUCGGCCUAUUGGCACAUAAAUAGGAUACAAUAUUGUACACACAUGCACAUACACAUAUGUGUGUGAGUGUAUGUGCAAGUGCAUGUAUAUACGUAUGUACAUUGUGCAUAUGUGCAUAUUUAUCUAUACAUACAUAAAUACAUACACACAUAGACACGCUCACACAUAUAUUAAAUGCAAUACAACGAAAAUAAGGAUGAAAACAUUCAAUCUUUAGCUGGCUCCACUGUUUAAUACCCAAUUUUGUAGAGAAAAUCCUUACAAUUCACAUGGGUAUAUAUUAAAUUUAUAAAAAUGAAUAGAAAAUGGAGAUAUACAAUUGUCAAUUUAAAAAUUAAAAUUUAUUAACACAAUAUAUUAUUAUAAUAAUAUAAUAUAAUAAAUAAUUAAUAUUAAAUACAGAUUACAUACAAAUGUUCCGAUUCUUACACAAAAUAAAAUUAGAAAAAUCCGUUGUUUUUGAGUAAGAAUCUCUUCGGAUGUAUGAAUCCUCUUAUAUCAAAAAUUACACUGAAGAGAUUCUUACCCAUAAACAAUGGAUUUUUAAAUUAAUCUAUUAAGGGUAAGAAUCGAAACAAUUGUAUGUAAUUUGUAUUUAAUAUUUAUCAUUUAUUAUAUCGUAUUAUAAGAAUAUAAUAUAAUAUAAUAUUAUCUUAAUAAAUUUUAAUUUUUGAAUUGACGCGUGUAUAUCUCUAUUUUCUAUUCAUUUAUAUAUAUUAUUUAUUUAUUUAUUUAAAGGACACAAUACAUGUCUUUAAGUGCUACUAAUAGUUUCAUAUGUUGAGAAAUAUCUCAGACAUAUUCAACAUAUUCAUCAUGCACAUGUAUAAGCCUAAUGAAGAACUCAUAUGCAUAAAAGUCUUGUCUCCCUCCUGUGAUAUCUAAAAACCUGAUAGUUAAUAUUCGUAACAGUAUGCUUAACCACUAUUCCUCUAAUAAAUUUUCGAGAAAGCAGCCUCCUACUAUAUCGAUGGCCUAGCCAAUAUUGGCUUCAAAGAUAAAUUGAUAUAUAAUACCUCUAAUAAUAAUAAUAAUAAUAAUAAUAAUAAUAAUAAUGAUAAUAAUAGAUCUAGUAGCAUCAAAGACAAAAUAAUAGAUUUCUCCUCUAAUAUUAAUCAGAAUAACAAUAAGAGACCAAAAAUUGGCCAAGGAAAAUUGUUUAAUAGGCGUUAUGUGAAAUUAUCAUACAGCUUGUUGCCUCGAUAGGAAGAGUAUCAUGACACGUGGUCAAUACCAAGAGCCUAGAUUCAGUUGUAACAGUCGCGACCCAGGAUCCGGUCCACUUGACCAACGAUGUAUGAUUAAAUCUAUCAUAUAUGAGGCAGAAGUUACUGCAACCCUAAACAAUAAUACAACAGUUAAGAAGGCCUAUAUUGGAGUAUGUGAAGAGGAAUUUAGAAAUCGCUAUACCAAACACAUAGCCUCCUUCCGACAUAAAGACAAAAACAAAGCUAAUAAUUUGGCUAACGAGACACCACAUAUGAUUAUGUGGAAAAUAAUUGAGAAAUCCAUGCCUUAUGUCAAUGGAUCGAAUAAAUGUAGGCUUUGUUUAAGUGAAAGAGCGCAGAUCUUGUUCAGAUCUAAGAUCCCUAACUUUUUACUGAACUCCAGGUCUGAAAUUUUCAGCGGUUGCAAGCAUAUGUCUAAAGAUAUUUUGAAGAAGUGGAAAAUCCGGCCUAUUCCUGAUUAAGUUGUUGAUAUCUUUCCAGCCUUAGAAUUUAAGGUCUAAGGAGAAUAACUCUUUUACUAUUAUUACUUUUUACUUUUUACAUUUAAAUUUUUGCUUUCGUUUUCCGUUUUUUCAACCAUCCGCACUUUCUAUAUGCCGCGUUUCCAGUUUUUUUUCGCGUUUUUUCUCUUAUUCGAUACGUUCUUUUUAGUUCGUUAUGUGUGGUUUGUAUUUGAUGAAUAUGUUUGAGAUAUUUCUCAACAUAUGAAAUUAUUAGCAGCACUUAAAGACAUGUAUUGUGUCCUUUAAAUAAAUAAUAUUUAUCUCUCA
Messenger RNA from Octopus bimaculoides (California two-spot octopus), 4110 nucleotides. RefSeq names its product ammonium transporter Rh type B. Lineage: Eukaryota; Metazoa; Mollusca; Cephalopoda; Octopoda; Octopodidae. Gene Ontology annotation, biological process: ammonium transmembrane transport; ammonium homeostasis. Gene Ontology annotation, cellular component: plasma membrane. Gene Ontology annotation, molecular function: ammonium channel activity. The record is from RefSeq and is a predicted model, not a curated record.